This is a messenger RNA of Gloeophyllum trabeum ATCC 11539, 342 nucleotides long. RefSeq lists its product as uncharacterized. The transcript is spliced from 2 exons. Lineage: Eukaryota; Fungi; Basidiomycota; Agaricomycetes; Gloeophyllales; Gloeophyllaceae. The record is from RefSeq and is a predicted model, not a curated record. Bases 1 to 342 code for a protein of 113 amino acids.
AUGCCUCCUAUCAGGAACACAGUGACUGGAUUGAAGGGCAAGGGCCCUCCUGGAGUGAGGCCUGCUCCUGCUGUGGUUCCUCCCCCUGCUCCUGCUCCUGAGCCUCCUGUCUCUGGGGCUCCUGAGGGUGAGAAUCCUGCCAAUGCCCCUGGAGAGACUGAGAAGCCUCCGAGGAAGCUCUCGAAGGUGGAGAAGGAGAUGGCAUUCAAGAAGGAGGACAACAAGAAGAACAAAUGGGUAAAGCUCAAGGAGAAGAAGCAGAGGAAAAUAGACAACAAGAUAUACAGGGAGUUUGAGUUGGAGAAUGGUAUGGAGGAGGGUGCAGCUCAGAGCUCUAAAUAG